Molecule: messenger RNA, 2321 nt
Organism: Patiria miniata (bat star)
Lineage: Eukaryota; Metazoa; Echinodermata; Asteroidea; Valvatida; Asterinidae
Exons: 2
Coding region: 67-2076 (669 amino acids)
Source: RefSeq, a predicted model, not a curated record
AUCAAAGCUGUACACGGUAGCAAAAUAUUUCGCUCAAUGCUGACAUGCAUUUCAUGAGGUAAAGAGAUGUUUCAUGCUUUGGAUGCCGACAAAAUGUCGCUGUUCUCUUGCCAAGAAAAUGACACCGAUCACAAGCGCUGUGAGCCACGGCAGGGUAAUGCCACAGGAUGGAACAGUGAGAGUACGACCUUUGACCUCGCAAAUCAUUUUACCCACAAUCCAAGACUGAUGUCGCCUUCCAGCUUCCGGACUCCUCCCAAGGUUCCCUCAUAUUCCGGUGACCUGAUUUCCGUCGACAUGGAGAUAAAUUCAUGCGCCUUCAACACGCAACGUUCUGACGUCCGUACAUCUACACCAAAUAGCCAAUCGCCAACCAGUUCAUCACCAGGAGGUCAAUACCUGUCAUCGAAAGGUCAAAUUACUUCAUCUAUAAUUCGAGCCUUAACAUCCGAUGACGACAGCUUAUCGCCACAUAGUUUGACGCCAAACGUAGAUCGUACCUUUCGGGUUGAAGACGAUCACUUUUCGCCGCAAGAUCACAGCAUUUCACCGGAACAAUUCUUUUCCCCGGAAGAUCGAAGCGUAUCCAAAGAUCAUCCAAUCUUUUCACCAGAUAGUCAAACAUAUUCACCAUCAGUGGGUAAUCCUUUUUCACCAAGGAGUCACUCCUUUUCACCACGGGGUCAAACCAUGUCCCUAGACGAUUCACCCGCUUCACCACAAGGACAAACCGUAUCACCGGCAGGUCAGACAUCAUCACAUAGAGGUCAAACUUCAUCACCAGAAGGCCAGUUCUCAACAUCAAUUCCACAUGAGGACCGUGAGUCCACUAAGCCUGGUGAUGAGAGCGGUAUCUCUCUGUUCUCGGAGACAAGAUUCAACACAUCAGGUGAGAACAGCGAAGACGAGGAUGAACAGAAAUCGAUUUCAGAUUGCUCAGACGGCUCGUCUUCCAAGCUGAACUGGUCUCUGAGUGCGAGCUAUUCCAGCAGUGCGGCAUCCAUUAGUGACAGUGAAAGAAGGCGAUCUUUGAGCGACAACAGCGACGGCAGUUUGUCAUCGGCAGUGUGCGCGAGGCGGCGACGUCGAAGGAGAAAUCUUUCUCUCUCGAGCCCGUCAACAGCUUCGGAAGAUGGCACACAGGUAAUAAACAGCGCUUCAUAUUUCAGAGACUGCGCCGACGACGAGGGCGCCCUCACAUUCAGUCAAUGCUCGCAGGAAGUUUCACACAUCCUGACCAGAGCUCCCGUUGCCAUGGUGACACUACGUGACCAAGAUGCGAUCAGACAUUCACCAAUCAAGUUCUACGAUGGUUACCAUAGGAGGCCGAGAGGUGAAGUGAUGAACUGGGAUGAGUUCGAAUCUCCAGGGAAAGUAUAUCCCAAGCCACCAGUGAAGAGAAAGCACUUGACUCCAUUCUAUCCUCACGGCAACUCUUCAUGUAACGCUUCCCACUGCUUGCAAAACAGAAGAAAAAGGGGUUUCAAAAAAUCCUCAAAGAUUGCAGGUAGUAGACACUCGUCUCCUGAAGUUCCAAGUGCGUCCUAUGAUAAAGCAUGGCCAGCACUUCCUCGUCGUGUAUCACCUCAAACCACAAGUCUCCUCAACGAUCCCGCCAUUUUGUCCGUCGGGAAAGCCAUUCAAAAUCGAGGCACACAAUUAUUGCCACAAAAAGACGACAUUGCGAUGGUCGAUUCCAGGAGUGUCGAUUCAAAGAGAACAUUUCUAUAUGAAAACGUGAGCCGCCUCUCGCAACUACUCAACAGUACAUGUGGUCAACAGAGCGCACAUCCGAAUAUAUCUUCGACCAACCAGCACACAAAAGUCGAUACGGUGUUGCAGGAUCCAGCAGUUUUACGUGCGUACCGUCAAAACGAUUCAACGAACUCGACUAUCCCCUAUCGAAUCUUGGAGAAUCGAUCCUGCUUGCCGCCACAGCAAGAAGGAUGCAGAUGUCGUACUAUGCCAAUUGCAGACGAUCCGGCGAUACUAGAUAUCGGAACACCGAUGUAUUCGAUUUAUGCGGGGGUGCCAACACACAUAGCGGGUUUUGAGUAUUGUUAUUACUUUGGUUAGCAGUAAAUAAACGAAGCGGGAAUUUUCCGAACGGUAACAAGUAUCUCAAAUAAUGCAGUUGGAAACACUCUAUGGCUACAAUUAGACAUUUUCAAAUUGUGCUUGCAUGGCGUGGCUGAUUUUCUUUAAGUCAGCGAUGUCGGCAUUGCGCUGCACAUUAAGGGAUGUGCGGACCCCAGCCCUGCUUAUUUAUAAGACAGGUUAAAGAAUAGAAAAUGAUUGGAACUACACUUCCAUCGACCGUA